This is a messenger RNA of Phalaenopsis equestris, 793 nucleotides long. RefSeq names its product preprotein translocase subunit SECE1. The coding region runs from base 114 to 611 and encodes 165 amino acids. Lineage: Eukaryota; Viridiplantae; Streptophyta; Magnoliopsida; Asparagales; Orchidaceae. Gene Ontology annotation, cellular component: chloroplast thylakoid membrane. The record is from RefSeq and is a predicted model, not a curated record. The transcript has 2 exons.
ACAUUUUCAUCUUCUGAAACUUAAAAUCAUCCGCGAGUAACCUUACCAGUCUAUCCCCAAAUCGAAGCCCGACUUCGUCUCCCUCGCCUCACACGGAGUUCACACGGAGAUCGAUGGCUGCUGCCAUCUCCUUCUCUCGUUUCCUCUCACCGAAACCUCCGUCUCCUCCGAAGAACUUUCACCGCUCAACGAUCCCUCCCUUAGUUUUUAUUCCUGCGCAGCAAUCACCACGUCGAAAUCCUCCCCUCCUCCGCCGACACUUCUCCGCCCAGGAGAAUAACGGCGGUGCAGCGGAAACCCUAGCGGAGAAGAUGGAAGAAGGCUCGGUGAAGGAGGAUGAGGCCUCCGUUGCGGUGGAGGCGGAGAUAAGGGAUAUGAUGAAAGCAAGGAGGGAUGAGAGAUCGAAGGCUGAUGAACUCCUGGCAGGCGUGGCUGAGGAAGUGAGGGAAAUCGAGUGGCCGGAGUUCAGGAAGGUGGUGGGAACCACCGGCGUCGUUCUUGCGGUGAUCGCCGGCUCCAGCGUAGCCCUCCUCACCGUUAAUGCCAUCCUUGCCGACUUAUCCGAUCGCGUCUUCGCGGAAUUUGGUCAUUUUCAUGCAAGCCGGGCUUGAGCGAGUUUAGGCCUGGCUCUUGUUCGACUUGUUCGAAGUUAGCUCGUGUUCAAAGUUGCUCGUGAAUGGUGUGUUCGUGUUUGACUCAAUUUACAUAUUAUUGUUGUGUUCUGCUUGAAAUUGACUCCUUUCAAUUAAUUAAAAAAAUAAAUGCAAGUAUUUGAAUUCAAACAUGCACCAUU